Messenger RNA from Anopheles stephensi (Asian malaria mosquito), 648 nucleotides. It is a transcript of the gene mRpL23, whose product is annotated as probable 39S ribosomal protein L23, mitochondrial. Gene Ontology annotation, molecular function: structural constituent of ribosome. Gene Ontology annotation, biological process: mitochondrial translation. NCBI's taxonomy places the organism in Eukaryota, Metazoa, Arthropoda, Insecta, Diptera, Culicidae. Gene Ontology annotation, cellular component: mitochondrial large ribosomal subunit; ribosome. Bases 95 to 550 code for a protein of 151 amino acids. The transcript has 2 exons. The record is from RefSeq and is a predicted model, not a curated record.
AUGACAGUUCUGGUAAUGUUUACAAAUGGUUUGGUAAAAUUCACCGCAUUUCUAGUACGAUUGCCGAAUUUCUUUUAGUUCACCGAGAAAAAAGAUGUCCACUCGGUGGUAUCCCAUUUACCAGCGAGGAAACCCUCAGUUGCGAGUGUUCCUGCCCAACUUCUGGCUGAAGCUGGUACGACCGGAACAAAAACAACCCCCAAACGUGGUGCAGUUCGCGUGCUCCAUGGAAAUGACCCGCCAUGAUGUGAAGAAUUAUUUAGAGAAAAUCUACAAAAUUCCGGUAGUAAAUGUACGUACUCGCAUUGCCAUGGGCAACACGAAGCGCGAUAUGGUGCUGGGAUACGUGACGAAGGAGGAAGAUACUAAGCUAGCGUAUGUAACACUGCCAAACACUAUGAAAUUCGACUUCCCGGAUAUCUUUCCAUCUGAUGCGAAGAAGAAAAUAGAGGAGGACAAAAAAUCGCUCGAUGACGCGAAGAAAAACCACAAAAAGUUUCUGGACAAAAACAAAGACCGACCCGGUACGCCGGGCUGGUUUUCGAUUUGAAGUCAAAUCAGUAGCGCAGCACUACUACUAUAUAGUUUAUUUAAUCGAGCAUUGCCACAGAUCAAGCAAAUAAAACCAGUUUUAUUACUGUCUGGUUA